Molecule: messenger RNA, 2103 nt
Organism: Rhopilema esculentum
Lineage: Eukaryota; Metazoa; Cnidaria; Scyphozoa; Rhizostomeae; Rhizostomatidae
Product: U3 small nucleolar RNA-associated protein 4 homolog
Biological process (GO): maturation of SSU-rRNA from tricistronic rRNA transcript (SSU-rRNA, 5.8S rRNA, LSU-rRNA)
Cellular component (GO): small-subunit processome; 90S preribosome; t-UTP complex
Molecular function (GO): RNA binding; protein binding
Source: RefSeq, a predicted model, not a curated record
AUGACUGAAUAUAAAGUCCACCGUAUAAAUUUUGUUGAGACUGAUCCACAGGCAGUAAACUGCAUAGCCGUAGAGGAUUCACUUUCAGGAAGAUUUGCGGUUUGUAGGGAAGAUGGUACUAUUGAAAUAUGGAAUAGUGGAUGUGGGUCUUCUAAGUUUUGGAGUGUUGAUUUUGUUAUCCCAAGUAAAAUUGGGCGUUCAAUAGACAGUGCUACAUGGUGCAAUGGCAGAUUUUUUACAUCAGGGCUUGAGGGAACUGUCACUGAAUGGGAUUUAGGACGUCUAACGGAUAAGACUGUUGUUGAUGCCUGUGGAGGGCCUGUUUGGUGCUUGGCUCGUAGUCCCGACAAAACUCAACUUGCCGCAGGAUGUGAGGAUGGAUCGGUCCGAUUGUUUGACAUCAAGAAUGAUGGGCUCUUUUUAGAGACUUCGCUUGAUAAACAAGAGUUUAGAGUCCUUUCCUUGGCAUGGAGCCACUGUGGCAAUGUCAUUGUCACAGGCAGUACGGACAGCACGAUUCGUGUUUACGACGUACGCACAAAGCGCAUUACGUCACGAAUAUCAACAGACAACCAGCGUCAGAGAAACACAAAGAUCUGGUCAAUGGCUCUGACAAAAGAUAUGACAAUCAUAACCGGAAACUCUAUAGGUCAGACACAGUUUUGGGAUCUUGAAACUUGUACACUGUUAAAAAGUUUCCAGGCCCACGAAGCUGAUGUGCUGACCCUUUGUGUGACACCUAGUGAAGAUGCAGUGUACUCCUGUGGUAUCGAUAGUAGAGUUGUGGAGUUCAAAUACAUCACAGAACAAAGUAGAAGCCGUCAAGAAUGGAGUUUGACAAAGAAACUGAAUCGAUCUGUCAAUCAUGACAUCCGUUCAUUGUGUUUGAUUGGAGAGGACAUUCCAAUACUUAUUGCUGCAGGAGUUGAUCCAAGAAUUACAAAGUUCAAUAUCACCAAAAAAGAGGUUCGGUAUAACUACCUAGAAAUGUUUCCAAGGAGUCCGCCAUUUAGUUUUGCAAAGGAUGCUAAUAUUCUGCUGUUUUAUGAUAAGAAUAUAAUUCAUCUUUGGAAAUUACCAUGUUUAUCAGGCACUACAAAUGGGUCAUCUUCAAUUCCUCACAAGCUUCUUGAGCUGACAUCAUGCAGGGAUGAUUAUAUAGUUUGUGCAGACCUAUCAUCUAAUGGAAGCAUGGUUGCUUAUGCAGACAGGCAUAUGGUAUCAGUAUUCAGUAUCAGUGAAAGCACAGUUGAUGGAAUUCCACAAAUAAGUGUGAAGAAAGUCAAAAUACCACAAAAAUAUCUUAAAGAAACACAAAAGCUGAAAUUAACAUCAGAUGCUUCAAAACUUGUUUUUGCCUCAUCGACAAGAAUUGGAAUCAUGGCACUAGACAGCGAUGAUAUGCCUGUUAACUUUGUUGAUAUUGACCAUGAAAUUACUUUGCCAUGGAGAUUAUUAGAGAUUGAUUCAUCCGGAAGUCACAUUGCAUGUGUUGAUGAAAGCAAGGAAAUUUGCAUUUACUCUACAAAAGAGUGUAGGCUUAUUUCGAAAGUCCCAAAGCUAGUAUGCUGUCCAAUGGCAAUAAAAUUUCAACCAGGCACCACUUUCUUAACUUUUGUGUGCACCAAAAAAGAUCUGCAUCGGUAUGAUUUUUGUGCAGAAAAAUUUGAUCAUUGGUGUAUCAGGCUUAGUGGAGCAGGCAUUUUGUAUAACUUGCCAAAAGUAUCUGGAAGGUUUAUCAACAUCGUUUUUGAUACGAAAGAUUCAAGUAUCAUCUUUGUUCAAAGUGAUCAAGGAUUUGUAAAGAUAAAGAUUGGAGGCAAAGUUCCACAUUUUGCAAAGAUAGGGAUGAAGAGAAGAUAUGAGGAUCUUUCAGGAACAUGUGUCUCUGCAUCAACUAGAUAUUCAACAAUUUUGUAUCUUGAUAUUACAAAGUUAAAUGCACUGGUAGUUGUAGAACAACCACUGGAUGCUGUUUUGAAUAGCUUGCCACCAGCUUUGAAGCUGAAGCAAUUUGGGACAUGAAAAUGAAUUACGAAAAUUGUGACGCCCUAUGUUUUAUGAUGUGCAGUAAAAAUAUAUUCUCAACAGUUCCCAUCAUAA